AAAAUUAGAACAUUUUGAAGGGCACGCAUAGUUGGAAGGCCUGUCUUGUGGAGCAUACGAAUUGACAGGAGCAGAGUCCCUGUAAGAACCUCAAAGGGUGCGUGAAGAUAGUAUGCCUACCAGCUUACUCAUUGCUUCCCUAAUAUACCGGCUACUAAUACCAAAGGCUGCCAUGAGAUUCACUAAACAAUUCCAAUUUGUUUGUUUGGCCUUGCUCUUCAUUUCGGGAGCGUGGCCUUCUAAAUCCACAGCUCGAACCCUCCUGGAUGCACCCAUGUAUGAGAGGCAUGAGCAAUGGAUGACUCAGUAUGGGCGUGUAUACAAGGAUGACAACGAGAGGGCGACCCGUUACAGCAUAUUCAAGGAAAAUGUUGCACGCGUAGAUGCUUUUAACAGUCAAACCGGAAAAUCUUACAAACUUGGUGUCAAUCAAUUUGCAGAUCUUACAAAUGAAGAGUUCAAAGCUUCACGCAAUAGGUUCAAGGGUCAUAUGUGCUCUCCACAAGCAGGUCCAUUCAGAUAUGAAAACGUUUCUGCAGUGCCUUCUACCAUGGACUGGAGAAAGGAAGGAGCUGUAACCCCUGCCAAGGACCAAGGACAAUGUGGUGAGUGCCUAUCCUUGUGUUGUUGUUGGGCAUUUUCGGCAGUGGCAGCCAUGGAAGGAAUCAAUAAGCUCACAACUGUUUCUGUUGCUAUUGACGCUGGUGGAUAUGAUUUCCAAUUCUACUCGAGUGGCAUCUUUACAGGAAGUUGCGACACUCAACUAGACCAUGGUGUCACUGCUGUUGGAUAUGGAGUCAGCGAUGGAUCAAAGUAUUGGCUAGUGAAGAACUCAUGGGGUGCCCAAUGGGGGGAAGAGGGAUACAUACGAAUGCAGAAGGAUAUACCUGCAAAGGAAGGACUAUGUGGCAUAGCUAUGCAAGCCUCUUACCCCACUGCCUGAUCAGACGUUCCCAAAUCUAAACACGUGUCAUCUACUGCUGUUGAUGGCUAUUUCUAUCAAUUAUAACGUGUAUGAUUGCUCUCUAUAAUUUCUCCUUUGUCUUAUUUCAUAUCUCAUAAAGAACUCGUAGAAGCCUCCGAUGCUAAUAACGAGUCUGUAUAUGCUAUUGUUACUGUGUAACAUAUACAUGAAAACCAUCUUAUUUUAUGUCUUAGCACAAUUUCUUCAAGGGAACCA
This is a messenger RNA of Populus euphratica (Euphrates poplar), 1180 nucleotides long. RefSeq names its product senescence-specific cysteine protease SAG39-like. Bases 113 to 943 code for a protein of 276 amino acids. Gene Ontology annotation, biological process: proteolysis. Gene Ontology annotation, molecular function: cysteine-type peptidase activity. The record is from RefSeq and is a predicted model, not a curated record. The transcript is spliced from 3 exons. Lineage: Eukaryota; Viridiplantae; Streptophyta; Magnoliopsida; Malpighiales; Salicaceae.